Ceraceosorus guamensis is the source of this 180-nucleotide messenger RNA. RefSeq lists its product as hypothetical. The annotation marks the transcript as partial. The transcript has a single exon. NCBI's taxonomy places the organism in Eukaryota, Fungi, Basidiomycota, Exobasidiomycetes, Ceraceosorales, Ceraceosoraceae. The record is from RefSeq and is a predicted model, not a curated record.
CACCUAGGCGGCCACAAAUUCUCUGGAAACGUCAUCAUCUACUUUCCGAACGGCGCGGGCGUGUGGUACGGCCGCAUAGAUCCUACGACGCUCAAAGAUGCAAGACUGGUGUUCGAAGAGACGAUCGAGCGUGGUAACGUGGUGGGAAGAUUCUUGAGGGGCGGCAUGAAUCUCGUCAGG